Messenger RNA from Kwoniella botswanensis, 918 nucleotides. RefSeq lists its product as uncharacterized. The transcript has 4 exons. The record is from RefSeq and is a predicted model, not a curated record. NCBI's taxonomy places the organism in Eukaryota, Fungi, Basidiomycota, Tremellomycetes, Tremellales, Cryptococcaceae. Bases 1 to 918 code for a protein of 305 amino acids.
AUGGCGUCUACAGCGUAUAGAGACAAAAGUCAAACUUCGGCUUGGAUCCCACCAGAAAGCCCGACUACCACAACCGCUGCCAACGCCGACUUUUCAACAGUUAAGAAGUAUUUUAGGCGAGAAAUUACCCAUGAUGAAGAUUCGAUAAGGCAAGAUUUAGGUAUACCUUCAGUAUCAACCUAUCCUAAGCAUCGGCAGUUCUUAUCGGGGUUCAAGAUAGUCUUUAUUGUUUCGGAUAAUCUCGAAGGUGCAUUCUACUUUGUGGAUGGAUGUAAGAUAAAAGAAGAUACGAAACGGAAAAAGAAUGAAUUCAUCAGUGUCGACGCUGUGGACGAGAAAGAACUGUUUGAAGAGAUAGUUUUAUGGAAUUUUGCAUCUAGGUAUAUUCGAAAUUUCGUUACUGAAUUGGGUGGCCAUUUUCAGGUCAUCUCUCAGUAUGUCAAAUUUGAAGAAAACCCUUCGAAUUUGAUAUUCGUUACCGCACCACAUGCCAAUCCCACGAUACCUAACCGAUACCUCAACCGACGAUCGACGUUGUAUUCCUCUCCUUAUCGCUUCAUUGAAUAUUUUGGUACUAGAGAAUCAGAUGGUAAAGAUGGGAAAAGUCAGAAAUCUACAUCUAGUGAAUCGGAAUUUGAUGAGAAUGGAUCAAGUGGGGUACAAGAAGAUAAGUUGGCAUCUAAGGUAGUAGAAGAUAUUGGUCGAUGGGAAAUAAAAACCAAGUCAAAUGAUUUGGACGGAGAUGAACAGGAUACGAAGAUAGAUGGUCCAGCUAGAAAGCUGGCAGUGGAUGAUGCUUGUAAUGAAGCUGGUCAAGUAGUGCAUGCGGUAAACGACAGAAAGAGGAUAGUGUCCGCGGAAACAGAGAAAGAUACUGAUAAGGAACAUUCGCCGAAGAAAGGAAAGACUCAUCAAUGA